Molecule: messenger RNA, 745 nt
Organism: Diabrotica balteata
Lineage: Eukaryota; Metazoa; Arthropoda; Insecta; Coleoptera; Chrysomelidae
Source: the annotation of a GenBank genome assembly
GCAGAGGGGUGCGGCAGGGAGAUACCUUGUCGCCAAAAUUAUUUAUAACAGUUAUGGAGUACGCAUUUAAAUGGCUAGAGUGGGAAUCAAAGGAUAUUAACAUCGAUGGAAAGAUAUUCAAUCAUCUCAGAUAUGCCGAUGAUAUUGUUCUCAUAAACAGACAACUUAGGAGAUGCCAGAUUUAUGCUAUAAUAACUACAGCAAGUAACACAGAAGGUCGGUUUAAAAAUAAACUAUGGAAAAACAAAAAUGAUGACCAAUCUCGUCCCCAAUGAGCUAAUAGAAAUCGAAAAGUCGCCCAUAGAACUUGUGGAAAAAUACGUGUAUUUGGGUCACGAAAUAAGGUUAACGCGAGAUAACCAAACAUGCGAGCUACUCAGAAGAAUAAGUCUGUAUUCGGAAAAAUGAGGGCUGCAUUCGGAAAAAUGAGAGACGUAUUUAAAACAAAUAUACCGAUCCAUUUAAAAAGAAAAGCUUUUAACCAAUGCGCUCUACCAGUCCUCACAUACGAAGCAGAAACCUUGACUCUCACAAAAACAUCAGCCGAAAAACUGAGAAGGAUACAACGAAAGAUGGAGAGAUCAAUGCUUGGAAUAAGCUUAAGAAAUAGAAUAAGAAACGAGGAAGUUUAUAGACGAACCGGAGUGGAAACAUUAUUGAACAUAUUACAAGGCAAAAAUGGAGAUGGGCAGGACAUGUUGCAAGAAUGAAAGACGACAGUUGGACAAAAAAAUUGCUUGAGUGG